GCUGUUAGCUAGCUCCUCUCGCGAUCCUACAUGCAUGCACGAGAGUAUAUAUAUGCACGGCCUGCACUCUCCAGUCUCCAUUCCGUUCAGUCUCCUCACGCAGCAUCAUCUCAGCCUCUCGGAGUCUCAGUGAGCAGCCAGUGUACACACCGAGCUAAGCUCUUGCACUCCUCUUUGGGCUGAUGAGGAGGCACGCUCCUGCCGCCAGAGCUCACUGCAUCCUUCUUACUCUGACGGUUGUGUUGCUGCUUGCUGCCGUGAGUGAUGGUAUCAGACCAGCUCCUGCUGAUGCAAAACUGGUGCACGGACAAGAGAAGUUCACCGCUGCAUCACAACAGGGGAGCAGCGGGGACGACGGUGUCCUGCUGCAGGAAGAGGUGCACGCGACGGGGUCGACCCUGCCGGACUGCUCGCACGCGUGCGGCGCGUGCUCGCCUUGCAGCCGCGUCAUGGUGAGCUUCAAGUGCUCCGCCGCGGAGCCGUUGCCGUGCCCCAUGGUGUACCGCUGCAUGUGCAGGGGCAAGUGCUACCCGGUGCCCUCCAGCUGACGCCGAUCGAUGCUGGGGUAGUGAGAUGACCAGCUCAGGCACGCGAAGGGAGCAGUUUGUAUCUCGUCGAAGCUUCUAGAAACUUCAGCUGGGGGACUGAGAUUACGUGACUGCUAAUUUCGGAGCAGUUGUAAAUGAUGACCGAUGAGUCGUUAGCUAGUACGUGUAUUGUGACAAGUUCCUGGGUUAUUCCUUCUGUUUAGAAAUA
Phragmites australis (common reed) is the source of this 756-nucleotide messenger RNA. RefSeq names its product protein EPIDERMAL PATTERNING FACTOR 2-like. Bases 183 to 548 code for a protein of 121 amino acids. The record is from RefSeq and is a predicted model, not a curated record. Gene Ontology annotation, biological process: stomatal complex development; guard cell differentiation. The transcript is spliced from 3 exons. Lineage: Eukaryota; Viridiplantae; Streptophyta; Magnoliopsida; Poales; Poaceae.